Messenger RNA from Gamsiella multidivaricata, 1983 nucleotides. RefSeq lists its product as uncharacterized. NCBI's taxonomy places the organism in Eukaryota, Fungi, Mortierellomycota, Mortierellomycetes, Mortierellales, Mortierellaceae. The record is from RefSeq and is a predicted model, not a curated record. The transcript has a single exon. The coding region runs from base 134 to 1783 and encodes 549 amino acids.
AGAACUUUCGACCCCUGCCCCUGCCCCUGCCCCUACAUUCUUGAACUAUUCUCUGUUUGAGAAUACAGGUAAUGCCUUCGAGACUUUGAAUCGCUCCUCAGCAACCGGAGGAGGCGGACAAACAUCCAGCUCGAUGGUUGCACCAGAUAUUCGGGCUCUCUUUUCGCACGGACCCAACUCUGGGCUGCCUCCUGUGGCCUCUUCACCUCCUCCUUGGCCCGAACAGAGCAACCGGCAGCUGUCCUUGUUGCCAGGAUCAGGAUCCUCCACGACUGCACCUGCCACGGCCGCAUCAGGACCUUCGUUUUCGCUAAGUCAGGCUCCUGGAAUGCAUCAGUACAACCAGUCGUCUUCAUUUAACCGACUAACAUCGCUGCCCGUCGACCCAUGGGCAAGCCCUGGGAAGCAGAACCAGCAGCAGCAGCAACACUUGCCAAACACACCAGGCUUCCCUGGUGCCAUUGGACAGUUUCGUACUCCGCCCCCUGGGAUGAACAGCGUUGGCAACAGUGGAUUUUACACACCUGGUGGUCAAGGCCAACAAACACAGCUGUUCUCACCGGAAGGGCCAUAUGUCGGUGCGAUGGGAUACCAGACCCCAGGCUCUGUUCCUUCCAAUCAUUUGUACUCAAACAACAGCUCGCCUGUCCAAGGCGCAUCAAGCGAUAUCGCAAAUUAUUCAAAGUCAAUGGGACAGCAGUCGCCGCAGCAACAACACCAUCCUCAGCAGCACCACCAACCAUCUCCUCGACGACCCAUGUCCGGAUCAUUUGUUUCACGCGACAGCAUGCAGUUCUACGAAGACAAGAUGGUAUCAAUGCCGUCUUUUGGACCAGGUUAUGGGCCUGCCCUCAAUAGUGGCAACAACCGAUCACAUCAGCAGCAGAUGUUAUACCAGCAGCAGCAGCAGCAGCAACCAGGUCAAGCAUACCCACCCCAAUCUACAUUUGGCCAAUCUAUUCAAUACCCACAGCAGCGCCAGCGGCACUCUAGCCACAACAGCACGGCCAGUCAUCACACCAUGUUCCUGGGGCCUAUUGGAGGAGGCCUUGGAUCAGCUGGAGGAAGUGUCAAUAGCGACGAUAUCUCUACUGAAGACGAUAGUGACGAGCCUUUCGAUGACAUGCGGAACCGAUACCGAUCAUAUCAGUUCCAGCACCAGGGUAUCCAAGGAGGGAGUGGAGGGCUUGUUCCUCAGACCCCACCCUCAUCGAUGCUUGCGAACCGCCGAGGCUCGGUUCCGUCGAUGGGAUCAACAUAUAGUAACCAGCAGCUGUAUGAUUCGACACAUGCCGGUGUACCUCUGCCGAAUGUGGUGCGAUUGAGCAACAGCAGCUCUGACCUCUAUGGUCGCAAAUCGCUGGUGAACUCGAUGAACAGACUCUCGCUGGGUCAGCAGCCAGACAACAGCUUUGGAUCUCCUCGAUCUCUUGGGGGACUCGGGGGGAGCGCUGGUGAUGGAUCGCCAUUGAACAUGGCGAACUUUUCGUCGGGGUCAACAUUCAGUGGCAGCGGUGAACGGGAUCUGUUCUCGAGUGGGCUCGGUGGCAUCAUUGGCGGAGCCACAAUCAGCCACGGUGGCGCUUACAAUACCCAUACUCAUAUCCAUACCCAGAGCAACAAUGGAUCCAACCAGGCCGGAGGUAAUAAUGGCAAUGUGAACGAGGUCCAAAAGGAAGGCCGUAUCGGUUCGACGUUGUCCCACUCAGCGCUCCCGUUCCUUACAAAUUCGCAACUGGAUCAGUCGGGACAUCACAGUAUGGUUGGAGGCUGGGACCGCUGAAGACCCAGCUGUUGAUCUUGCUGGCUCUAUUUUAUUUUCUUUUUCCUUGUUCAUACUUUUACAGCUCGUUUCGUUUUGUAUUUCUGUUGUUGGUUUCCAUUGUACAACAACAAUGUGUUCUAUUCUCUCAUUGUCUUUCCUCGUGUUGUUUGUCUUUGUCCUUUAUUCCUGUUGUGUUUCUUUUGUUUGGUAUUCAACUC